Messenger RNA from Perkinsus marinus ATCC 50983, 486 nucleotides. RefSeq lists its product as hypothetical. Lineage: Eukaryota; Perkinsozoa; Perkinsida; Perkinsidae. The record is from RefSeq and is a predicted model, not a curated record. The coding region runs from base 1 to 486 and encodes 161 amino acids. The transcript is spliced from 4 exons.
AUGGGAGCUGGCGGUUCGAAACCGGAAGAUCAGCAGAAGGAGAAGACUCCAUCCUAUCCUAAUCAAGUUAUAUACACUGAUGCAUUUUUACAGUCCGCUGGAGAGGAGAGUAGACAGUAUGAAGAUGGUCUUGUGGAACCAUCAGCACCUCAGCUUGAUGACAGUGAUGACGAUGAUGAUUACGACAUUACUAGCAUGCACGUGUCGACGGGUAUGGAUGGUUUAGGGGCUGCUGAUGAUGGAGACGCAAAGUCCAGUUCGAAGGAGCUACAAGCUAGGACGUUCCUUACUGAGGCUGAGAAGUUCCAGCAAAUGACCGACUCCAUGACACAGUCCAUGCACGAGAAGACCUCCGACUUGAUCGACAAAUACCCACCGACGCAACGACGAGAUGAUGUUGUGACUACGCUAGGCAAGCGGUUAUCAGUGUUUCAAGACCAUGAAGAUAAGCUGGAUGUAAAAGGUAGGAAGAUGCUCGAUGAUUGA